AGCCAGGGCCGGGCGAAUGCGGCGUCACCAUGAGACAAUCUGACCGUCCGUGCCGGCUGAUGUGAAAAGUCACGGUUGUGUACCUAAACCAGAGCGUCAUUUUUACUAUCCACACACCUGUCAGAGGGAUAUGAGAUUCGUCGUGCUUCAGACGAUGGUGGACAUGUUUGAUUAAACUGGGUGAAUACUCCUGGAGCCUCAUCUUGGAUAAAAUCAAAUCUCUGUGGUGCCCUUUUUUUUACUACAUCUUGUUGGCCAAAAACGGAGAUAAGCUGAGGAAUCAGGCUCAUCCAGACAUCACAGUUCCCAGUCUGCGUAUCCCUCAUUGCCUCAUCUUCACCUCCCCGAGAGGGAGAGAGCAGCAGCCACCAUGGUGCUGUCCCAGAGACAAAGAGAUGAACUCAAUCGAGCUAUAGCUGAUUAUCUUCGUUCCAAUGGAUAUGAGGAAGCGUAUUCUACCUUCAAGAAAGAAGCAGAAUUAGACAUGAAUGAAGAUGUAGAUAAGAAGUAUGCAGGACUCUUGGAAAAAAAAUGGACCUCGGUUAUCAGAUUACAAAAGAAGGUGAUGGAGUUGGAGUCGAAGCUAAAUGAGGCAAAGGAAGAGAUGACACACGGCGGUCCAGUGGGUCAAAAGAGAGACCCUAAGGAGUGGAUUCCACGUCCGCCGGAGAGAUACGCCAUGAGCGGGCACCGUGCUCCUGUCACGCGUGUCAUAUUCCACCCGGUGUUUUCUGUUAUGGUCACAGCCUCCGAGGAUGCCACUAUUAAGGUUUGGGACUACGAGGCAGGAGACUUUGAGCGAACCCUCAAAGGCCACACAGACUCUGUGCAGGAUGUCUCCUUCGAUCAGACGGGAAAGCUGCUGGCUUCAUGUUCAGCUGAUAUGAGCAUCAAACUCUGGGACUUUCAAGGGUUCGAGUGUAUCAGAACAAUGCAUGGCCACGAUCACAAUGUGUCGUCUGUAGCCAUUAUGCCAAAUGGGGAUCACAUAGUGUCUGCCUCCAGAGACAAAACUAUUAAGAUGUGGGAAGUAGCUACCGGCUACUGUGUGAAGACUUUCACGGGCCACAGGGAGUGGGUGAGAAUGGUCCGUCCCAAUCAGGACGGCUCCCUGAUUGCCAGCUGCUCCAACGACCAGACAGUGCGCGUCUGGGUCGUCGCCUCGAAAGAGUGCAAAGCCGAGUUACGGGAGCACGAGCAUGUGGUAGAAUGUAUCGCCUGGGCCCCUGACAGCGCUCACCCCACCAUCCUGGAAGCCACAGGCUCAGAGAGCAAGAAGAGUGGGAAACCUGGUCCAUUCCUUCUCUCUGGCUCCAGAGAUAAAACAAUUAAGAUGUGGGAUGUGAGCAUCGGGAUCUGCCUUAUGACUUUGGUGGGACAUGACAACUGGGUGCGCGGGGUGCUGUUUCACCCUGGAGGACGAUUCAUAGUGAGCUGUGCCGAUGACAAAACCAUUAGGAUCUGGGACUUCAAGAACAAACGCUGCAUGAAGACCUUGAGUGCUCAUGAACACUUUGUUACCUCUUUGGAUUUCCACAAGUCUGCCCCCUACGUGGUCACAGGCAGCGUCGACCAGACAGUCAAAGUCUGGGAGUGCCGCUGAGACUCCCAUCAUCUCUUAUCCUGCCCUGACCCCCAUUGACCUCCAUUCUGAAAGAAAAUAAACCUUUAAAGCUCCAUCUCGCCCUACCCUCUUCUGCACCUUCUUCCCAACUUACUGAUGCUCCGCUGGCUCCUCACCUCAUACUCUCCAAACUAUAGUUGACAGAGGCGCUUUACAUUCUCCCAGUCACCCUUCCUUCUCCUCUACAUUGCUUCAGCCCUAAUAAGAUGACUAUUGUCCUUUUGUGUAAAUUAUUCUGGAUGUAGGGUACGCUUAAUAAAUGUCACGCAAUCUCUCUGACACCAACACAUUCAGAAAGUUAAGUAUUCUUGCAUGGUGACUCCAUCAAAAACAAAAAAAAGAAUUCUAUACUGUUUGAUUUGCAAAUUUGCAUCCUGUUGUCAUGACUUCCUGUCAUGUCGAACGGUAAAUCUUGAUGUGCUGAUGCCGGUGGGUUUUAGUAACUGAAAGGGCACGAGAACCAGUGGCACCCCUUGUUGAAGAGCUUAUGAUUAUGUUUUGUUUUAUUCUGCGCCUCCAUUAUGGCGGUCCGUCACUGUGUUGCUGGUGAUUGAGAAGUCGUAAAGAACGCAAGUACAAAAGAGGACACAGAAGUUGUCAGAGAGGUGGCUUCUUAAUCAAAUCACAUGAGGUUUUGUGGGCGAGUGCACAUGUACAUGUUUGUAUAGUGUUGUGUAUGAGUGUGCGUGCGAAUGUGUGUGUUUGUAUUCUACGACAGGAGAAUCUUCUCGCCGCUUCUGCUCCGAUCGAGUAUCAAGAGGCAAAAGUUUCUCGUCAACUGUGUUCUUUCAUGCUUCAAUCGCUCUCAUCGAACUUGCUUUCUCGUAGACACUCACUGGACCUUAAUGAUCCGUAAGCUGCUGAGAGGACAGGCGCGUGCCCACAAAGCGAGCGUGGGGUUUUUAAGGCUCACCCUUUUUUCUGAGGUUUGCGUGUCAAUGUCACCCCCAGAGAAAUCGCCAGGUGCCCUCUCGCUCCAUCUCUGCCUUGUUAACCCAUCGAAGGCUCCACAUACAGGAUUUUCAUCCAGCUUUCUGUGGUUUUCACUGCUCUUUACACACACACACACUCACAAAUGCACAUACACGCACAGUGAAAGUUGUGUAUCAAUAUAUCUGGAUGUCAUUGUUUGCAACAUAAUAAAAUUCUGUAAAUAUAA
Messenger RNA from Oryzias melastigma (Indian medaka), 2783 nucleotides. RefSeq names its product platelet-activating factor acetylhydrolase 1b, regulatory subunit 1b (gene pafah1b1b). Lineage: Eukaryota; Metazoa; Chordata; Actinopteri; Beloniformes; Adrianichthyidae. The coding region runs from base 371 to 1603 and encodes 410 amino acids. The record is from RefSeq and is a predicted model, not a curated record. Gene Ontology annotation, molecular function: protein binding. The transcript has 11 exons.